AUGAAUUUUCAGAACAUUGCGUUUGUUACUUUAGUGGAUCUAUGUAUACUUAAUUUGCUCGAAGGUCGUGGACUAGAUUUUACUAAUGUAAAAUGUACUUCUCUGGAUAAAACAUUCUCUGACUUUGGUUAUUGCUAUUUGAAAGCGGAGAACCGCACGUAUAAGCACUUGUCCCUCAGGGUUAUUCUUUACAAACCACCAGUUAAUCAAUUUAAGGUAAAUCUCGCUCUAUAUAAGCGUUCCAAUGGUUUGAGUCCGGUGAGCUUUAACUUGACCGUUGAUGGAUGCAAAAUGAUAUCUGGUCACCAAAGUCCCUGGGUUAACUUUCUUUUCAGCCUUUUUACUGAGCACUCGAACAUUAAUCAUUCGUGUCCUUAUAAUCAUGAUAUAAUUGUGGACAAGCUGCCAGCUCAUUUUAUUCUUCAAAAGUUUACCUCAUUUCUACCAUUUCCUGAGGGCGAUUAUGUUUUUUCCAGCAAUUGGAUUGCUUACGGCAUUAAUCGUGCCAAUGUAAGGGUGCACAUCUCGUAUACGUAA
Drosophila kikkawai is the source of this 537-nucleotide messenger RNA. RefSeq lists its product as uncharacterized. NCBI's taxonomy places the organism in Eukaryota, Metazoa, Arthropoda, Insecta, Diptera, Drosophilidae. The record is from RefSeq and is a predicted model, not a curated record.